AUGGCUCUGCGGCUGAAGAGCAUCCUCCAUGACUUGGUCAAUCCCAUAUUUCCCCAGUACGGAAGCAGGCCAGCCUUUCUCGAAUUCCGUUCAUCCAAGGUCUUUAUUGUGUUCGCCGUGUGCUGGUCUGUCUUCACGGAUGUCUUCCUCUACGGUGUCGUCGUUCCCGUCAUUCCCUUCGCGCUCCAGAGUCGAGUCCAUGUGGCCCAUGCCGACACGCAGCACUGGGUUUCCGUGCUGCUCUCCGUAUAUGCAGCUGCAUUACUCUUCUUCGCCCCGGUCUUUGGCAUCAUGGCCGACCAGACAAGCUCUCGUCGAGGACCGUUUCUUGCAGGACUCGUCCUCCUGACCGGUUCAACUUUGAUGCUCUGUCUGGGCAAGACCAUCCCGGUGCUGGUGGUGGGCAGGUUGUUGCAAGGGGUGUCGGCGGCUGUGGUCUGGGUGGUCGCCUUGGCCCUCCUGGCCGAUACGGUGAGUGAGCAGGAAUCAGGUCAAGCCAUUGGCUAUGUCAGCCUCGCGACCUCACUGGGGGUCUUGGUGGCGCCGCUGAUUGGCGGUGUGGUCUACGAGCGGUCGGGAUACUACGCCGUGUUCGGGGUGACCUUUGCUGUCAUCGGAUUCGACAUCCUCUUGCGCCUGGCCUUGAUUGAGAAGAAGAUCGCUGCGCGGUGGCUGGAACCAGACGUUGCGACAGGUCAGCCAACAUCCACCACUCCCGCUCCGCCGGACAUCGAACUCGAGGACCGGAAUGAACCAACCGCUGUGGCCGAGAAAAAUGCGAAUUCGGCGGUGGUCGAGCCGUGCACCACGCGCCCUCGCCGAAAACUACCGUCCAUGUUGAUCCUGCUGAAGUCGCGACGGAUUAUGGUGGCAUUUUGGGGAAACCUCGUGGGGGCCAUGACAUUUACUGCCCUCGAUACGACUCUGCCCUUGUAUGUCAACCAAAUCUUUGGCUGGAACUCCCUGGGGGCCGGGUUGGCUUUUCUGGCGUUGAUUGUGCCGGGAUUUGCAGGUCCAUGGAUCGGCCAUCUAACAGACAAGUACGGCCCCCGCUGGAUUGCCGCGUCUGGGUUGGUGCUGUCCGUGCCUUUUUGGGUGUUACUCCGGCUGGUUGACCAUGACACCACCAGCCAGGCCGUGUUGCUGUGUGCUCUGCUGGUGCUCUUGGGAGCUGCCACCGCGCUUCUCUUGACCUCCCUGAUGGCCGAAUUCAGUAAGGUGUGUGAUGCAAAGGUGCGGCAGGAGCCUGAUGUGUUUGCUGGGAAAUCUGCGUAUGCCCAGAGUUAUGGGAUCUUCAACGUGUCGUGGGCUGGAGGGAGUCUGCUCGGACCAUUGGUAUCCGCAGCCGUCAAGAGUGCUGCAGGGUGGAAGACGAUGACGUGGACCAUGGGACUUUGGUGCGCCGUCGGGAUUCUGCCCACCAUUCUGUACUCGGGAGGUAUGAUCUCGAGGGGGAAACGACGCGGGAACAGUGGCGAAGGAGUAACGGGCGAUGAAAGUGCCUAG
This is a messenger RNA of Fonsecaea erecta, 1506 nucleotides long. RefSeq lists its product as hypothetical. The transcript has 2 exons. Gene Ontology annotation, biological process: transmembrane transport. Bases 1 to 1506 code for a protein of 501 amino acids. Gene Ontology annotation, molecular function: transmembrane transporter activity. The record is from RefSeq and is a predicted model, not a curated record. NCBI's taxonomy places the organism in Eukaryota, Fungi, Ascomycota, Eurotiomycetes, Chaetothyriales, Herpotrichiellaceae.